AACUUCUGAAAGCACCACCAAGUUUCAGCCAUGAAAUUCACUUCACUCACCACUACGAUCAUAUCUGUCGCAGCGAUGGCUGGCGUAGCUAUCGCAUCCGACAACCUGGUGAUAACACCGAAGAACUUGCCCUGCAACGGAGCUGAUUCAGCGGGGUGUUCAACGGGCAUCAAAGGUUUCAACAACGGCAACGAUUUCGGGUAUUACUGUUCACCUACCAACAAAAUUACAUACUAUGAGGCAUGUUCGUGCAAACAUUGCUGUAAGGUUCUCUCCGGUGGAGCAGACUUCAGCUGUCCUGAAGCUUGAACCUGCUCAACUCCCGUGCCCGAUGGAUGGAACAAUUAGCAUGAUACGUGGACGAGGGCGUGAAGGCGUGCUGUCAACGAUAUGUAAUCAAUUUAAUCAUUUUGGUCUAUUGAAAUAAAAUGGUCCUGGAUUGUCAAUGAG
Suillus clintonianus is the source of this 450-nucleotide messenger RNA. RefSeq lists its product as uncharacterized. Bases 31 to 309 code for a protein of 92 amino acids. The transcript has 3 exons. Lineage: Eukaryota; Fungi; Basidiomycota; Agaricomycetes; Boletales; Suillaceae. The record is from RefSeq and is a predicted model, not a curated record.